Asterias rubens (European starfish) is the source of this 1451-nucleotide messenger RNA. RefSeq lists its product as uncharacterized. The coding region runs from base 75 to 1451 and encodes 458 amino acids. The transcript has 3 exons. Lineage: Eukaryota; Metazoa; Echinodermata; Asteroidea; Forcipulatida; Asteriidae. The record is from RefSeq and is a predicted model, not a curated record.
UUCAGGGGGGUGAACUGAGAGUCUUGUCGAGAGGGUCGUUGUUUUUGAGCGGAGCUGUGACGAUUAUUGUGACAAUGGAUGGAGCAGAGCUGUACUGCUUUGAAGACUUUGAGAGCCAGCUCUCCCCAGCAGACGACCUCGAUGAAGCCACGAGUAAAAACCAGAACACAGGGACCCUCGCAAACGGGACCAUCGGAGAUGUGAGGACAGGAUCGGAUGAUCGGGGGACCCGGUUGAAACCGAAGGAUGUCAACAGUCAGGCAAUGACAUCCACCCAGCAGCUGACUGUCAAAUUGGGUCAUGGAAACCAACAACAGGAUGGACGGUUAGAUCACCCUGCCUUCCUGGGGAAAUCCCAGGGUGGAGUAAUGGCUCGGUCGGCCCCAGCAGCAGCCGGCGGUGGUGCCUCCAGUAUGAAGAGGUUCCUACAUCGCGGAAAGACUGUUGACUUUCCCGACUCCGCUGGGCCUGAAAGUACAACCACCAGCCGAUUCCGUCAGGGCCUACUGGUGAGGAGUCAGUCGACGGACGAAGGGAAGGACGUUCAGAGGGGACCCAGAGAGUCGAUGAACUAUUCGGAGAGGAGGAAUAGUCAAUUGAAUCAAAGAACUCGAGGGAUAAUACCUGGUAAUGCAACUGAAAUGGAUAGGGAAAACCUAAUUAAAGGCAGUGUGCAGACAAAUGGUGCGGAGACGACGGAAAAUAAUGCGGUUUUGGAUCAUGUUGACAAGUUAAGUGUGCGUGCGAGACCUGACGUGAAUUUACAUAACAAGAAGAACGCAAAGAUUCGGGAUGGACCUCCUGUCGCAGGAAUGCGAGCAGGUCGUUCGGGGAGCCCUAGAAGUUGGAAUUUCUCCACCCAGAGCAUUGUUCCGAGAUUCACAAACAGGGACGAUUCUGAGAUCCUCGCAGCCAUUCGGAGAAGUCCGACUUUCAAGAGCUCUGGAGAUGAAAGACGGAAACCGCUGGUGACGAAUUGUAGUGUGGAUAGCGCCCUCGAUCAGCAGUUCAUGGAAAGCACGUCCGUUGACCCCAACAGCCGUGGUUUCAGUAUGGAAUGCUUGUUGAACGAUCAAUCAGAAACCAUCAAUAUCUUUGGACCUGAAGAUCUUAUCAAGGACGUCAUCUUUAAGACGGGAUCUAACAGCGCCGAGUUACCAGCGGGUCUGUUUGUGUCUGCCGGAGGAACGGACGAGAAAGAUGGGAGAUUUAAGUACCUCUCCGGUCGGAAUGUUGCCCCGGGUUUGCCCCCCUCUGGUAGGGGAAGGAAGCUAGUGAACGGCAAGCUGGUCCGAGUCAGGGAUGUACCAGCAACCACAGAGGAUCUUUGUGACUGCAGAGAAGGUUCCGAUAAAAGAGAAGUCCCCGAUAUGAGGAAUGCGAUCCAACCGGUUGCCGUGGCAGCGUUCAUUUGCUCAGAACACGUGCUAUGGGGUGAACUAGCCGUCUAG